Vitis vinifera (wine grape) is the source of this 1136-nucleotide messenger RNA. RefSeq names its product 18.1 kDa class I heat shock protein. NCBI's taxonomy places the organism in Eukaryota, Viridiplantae, Streptophyta, Magnoliopsida, Vitales, Vitaceae. The coding region runs from base 201 to 695 and encodes 164 amino acids. Gene Ontology annotation, biological process: response to heat; response to hydrogen peroxide; protein folding. The transcript has 2 exons. The record is from RefSeq and is a predicted model, not a curated record.
GAAGAUUGUAGAAAUUUCAGUCUCCUACCCACCAAAUCCAGAAUGGGGCAAAAGAAUGUCAGAAGAGUCCCGAUAACACCAGAAUCCCGUGUUACGUCCUAUAUAUACCAAUCUCCUACACAUCAGUUUCAUCAUCAGAAGAUAAUCAUUAGAGCUUGCGUCUGAAAAUUUUCUAAUUGCAUCAGCUAAUCAAUUCAAAGAUGUCGCUCAUUUCAAGUGUUCUUGGUAGUGGCCGCCGAAGCAACAUCUUCGAUCCCUUUUCUCUGGACAUAUGGGAUCCCUUUGAAGGGUUUCCCUUCACCACCCCUCUCGCCAACGUCCCCUCCUCGACUCGCGAGACCUCUGCCUUUGCAAACGCACGCAUUGACUGGAAAGAGACUCCUGAAGCUCACGUCUUCAAGGCUGAUCUUCCGGGGUUGAAGAAAGAGGAGGUGAAGGUUGAGGUUGAAGAGGGCAGAGUGCUGCAAAUUAGCGGAGAAAGGAGUACGGAGCAAGAGGAAAAGAAAGACAAGUGGCAUCGGGUGGAGAGGAGCAGCGGCAAGUUCCUUCGUCGGUUCAGGUUGCCGGAGAAUGCAAAGAUGGAUGAAGUUAAAGCUAGCCUGGAGAAUGGUGUGCUAACCGUGACUGUCCCAAAAGAAGAGGUGAAGAAGGCUGAGGUGAAGGCAUCGAGAUCUCUGGCUAAAGCCUUGAGUUGAAUUCUAGUUUUGGUGUUCUGCGUUUUCGGUCGAGACUGCAAGUCAGUGAGAGAGAGAAGGGGCGAGUGGCAUCGGAUGGAGAGGAGCUGCAGGAAGUUCCGUCGCCGGUUCAGGUUGCCGGAAAAUGCAAAAGCGGAUGAGACUAAAGGUAGCAUGGAGAAUGGUGAGCCUCGUCUGUGAAUUAGAGACGUUUCCGCAUUUAAGAUGUUUGAUGUCUACGUGUCUUUUGUUGGAAUAUAAAUGAAUAAUAUCAUAAAUGUCUGCCAAAGCCAGAAAACCAGAGAUAGAACUUAGAGAUAUAGAGAGAAUGAUAGACGCAGAGCACCUGUUUGAGAGAAAACCAGAGAGAUAAAAUUGAAAAUUUGAACAACCUACAGUGCACUGAUAAGUGCUCUGUUUCUUGUAUACAAUAAUUAGUUACAACUAAUCAGCCUUCUAACA